AUCUAAUGGAACCACAGUUCGAAAUAAAUCAGACCAUCCAAUUUCAAUUAUGUAAAACCUAAUCAUGUUGGGAAAAUGGAGUUGUAAUGCAUCAUAUCUAUAUCUUAGAUCACCACCAUAUUCACAAAUAGAACACCUAUUUAAUAUGUAGUUCAAACAUCAAAUAACGAGAAGUAAUCACAAUCAUUAAUUCAAGACUCUACCUGAAUGAGCAAUAAAUCAAGGCAAUUAAAUCUAUUACAAAAACACAUCAAGUCUCUUAUAAUAUUGAAUUCUAACGAAUACUCUCAUAAUUAAUUAUGCAAAAGAACGAAGACUAAUUGAUUGAAGAGGUAAACACUCUCAUAAUACUUUAGUUGAAAUCUCUGCUCAAACGAAUCACGCCUGAACAAGUUAUGAAAGAAGAGAAUGGAACCAAGAUCAUUUACACUACUUAUCAAUUUCUAAUUAUGAGAAAACCUUCUAUUCUUAGAAAUUAUCCCUUUGCUCCCACAAAUCUAGUACUUAAACAAAUGAAGAAACUAGUUUAUGCAAUCAAAAAAGAAGUGCUCAAAAAUGUAUAAAUUUAAAUAACAAUUAGUCGAACUUAAUUUAAAUAUAAACACAUUCGAACCAAAAUAUACAUUCCUUUACACAUAUUAAAUUACUAAAGCAAUCACAAAAACUAUCACGUAAGCUGACUCAAAUUUAUGAUGACUCAGAAAAAGAAGAAUAACCUACUGCCUUCUAUGCAAAUUUAUGUAAAAUUUAAUUACUAUAUUCCAAGUACCUAAUAAAUCAGCAUUUAGACCAUAUAAAUCCGAUUCUAUGAAUCAUCAAUUUGAAUAAUUAUCUAUUUAAACUAAACCCUCACCCAAAAUCGAUUAAAUUAAAACUAUCCAUUUCAAACCCAUUAUUAUCUAAGGACUACUGUGUUGA
This is a messenger RNA of Paramecium octaurelia, 918 nucleotides long. Lineage: Eukaryota; Ciliophora; Oligohymenophorea; Peniculida; Parameciidae. The record is from the annotation of a GenBank genome assembly.